This is a messenger RNA of Penicillium egyptiacum, 903 nucleotides long. Lineage: Eukaryota; Fungi; Ascomycota; Eurotiomycetes; Eurotiales; Aspergillaceae. The record is from the annotation of a GenBank genome assembly.
AUGACCCAUACACUCCCGCCUCCUUCUGCCGGACAGAACUACGUCGCCGUGACCCCGAUCCACGGAGGCGAAAUCACACUCCCUGAACCAUCAUUUGUUUCUCCAAGUGAUCCAGAGGCGGUGAUUACUGUUCCAUCAUUGAGCUUUCUGAUUACCCACCCCGGUGUUGAAAGUCAAUGCAGACCCAGGUACCUACUCUUCGACCUAGGUCUCCGUGCCCAGCUGGACAACUACAUGAAAGAGCAGAAAUCCCAUUUGGAAUCGCGCGUCCCUUACCAACUUGGCCCCGGAGUUGGUCAAUCUCUGCGGAAGGGUGGUCUGGAUCCGACUGAUAUUGACACCGUCAUCCUCAGCCACCUCCACUACGACCACCACGGCGACCCAGCAGACUUCCCUAUGGCACAGUUUUUCCUCGGAUCGGGCUCCCUCGACCUCUUUCAGAAUGGACUUGGGCCCAGUGCCUCUCAUCAGUUCUUUGAUGCAAACCUAUUCCGCGACGUCUCACGCGGGACCCAGCUCCCGAGCCCCAGCACAUCUCUAUGGAAGCCGCUUGGUCCGUUCGAGGCGACACUUGACUUGUUGAAUGAUGGAUCCAUCUAUGUUGUUGAUGCACCGGGCCAUCUUCCUGGCCAUAUCAACCUUCUCUGUCGUCUUGGAGACCGGCAGUGGAUCUAUCUAGGGGGGGAUAGUUGUCAUGAUCUACGACUGCUUAGGGGUGAGCGAGAGAUUGCUACGUGGGUGGGUGUGCAUGGAAACACGAACUGCAUACAUGUGGACAAGGCGCGAGCAGAAGAGACUUUUUCGAAGAUUAGGAGGCUGCAACAGAUGGAGGAGGUAGAUGUUGAGGUUGUCAUGGCGCAUGAUGUGCAGUGGUGGAAGAGAAAUCAACAGUCGCGUCGUUAG